AGAUAUCCUUGAGUCAUUUUAAAAACAUUAAGAAGAAGGAUCAGCUUUGCGUGAGACUGAAAACACGCGACAGUGAAUUGGAAUUAAGAGAGUCUGAAUAUUAAAAUAACAGAAGAAAAGAAAACAAAAGGACUGAGAAUGGCAGUCCAUCAAUCCCAUCAACCAUUACCUGUUUCUGACCUUCAGCGUGUUCUUUGGUGCCACAGAGGAUCUACUGGUCAUGUCAACCAAGUGUGGCCAAGACUCUACCUUGGAGAUGCGUUUACAGCUAGAGAUAAAGCAGCUCUGCGCGAGAUGGGCAUCACUCAUGUUCUGAAUGCUGCCUCUGGGAAGUUUCAAAUCAACACUGGACCAGAAUAUUACAGAGACCUCAACAUUGAUUACUAUGGCAUAGAAGCAUUUGAUGACCAACAUUUUGAUCUCAGUGCCUACUUUUAUCCAGCAGCACACUUUAUAAAAGCAGGUCUACAAUCUUCCAAAGGAAAAGUGUUUGUGCAUUGUGCAAUGGGAAUAAGCCGUGCUGCCUCUCUUGUCCUUGCAUUUCUAAUGAUCUCUGAGGGUCUUUCUCUUCUGGAUGCCCUUAGAAGUGUGAGUGAACAUCGAGACAUCUCACCCAACCAUGGUUUUCUGGAACAGUUACGUCAACUGGAUAUAAAGCUGGCAGGCAAGGGAAGGUCUUUGAGUAGUGAGGGCAAAAUUUGAGCUAAUGAAGUCCAGAAAUACAAAAUCUUCCAACUCUUUUACUUCUAAUGGAACUGCCAAGACACCUGUAUUGGUAGCAAAUUGAAAAACAUUAUACAUAAGGAAACAGAUCUCUUUAUUAAGGGCUAUCACAAGAAAUGUGCAAAAAUACAUAAACAAUACAAAAUAUAACAAAAAUAUUAAAUAUUAACUUAGAACUGAAGAAACACAUGAUAAUUACUCAUGAGCCUUUACAUUGCUAUAACAAAUGAACAAAAAUACCAUUAUAGUCAUAAAUGAGAAAUGAGAAAAGCUCUUGUACAUUGCUUGGAAGACAAGAUUGUGUGACCUAUGGUCAGUAAAAGUAAAUAUGUGGCUUCCAAACAGCAUUGACAUGCUUUGAAUCAAGGAUGUUACAUAAGCAGUAAUUUACAAAUAUGUUGAAAUGUUUUUACAAAGAUCUGAGUUCUUAUUGUAACUAUUUUUGUGUAUGUAGCUUUGAAUAAACCAAAGUAACAAUAAUUAGUAACUGCCAGAUCCAUUUGUGCACUGACAAAGUAUGUUGAACCAUUUAGAUCUGGGUUCUUUUAUUACAUUUUGUAAGAAUUUACCAUUUUAGAAUAGACAACAUUUUGUUUUAUCGGAACUCAAAUCACUCAAUGAGUAAAAUUCAUAUACAGAGGGAUGUUUCUGGGUCUGCUGCUAUCUAAGGUAGGUUGGUGCUAGUAUAGAAAGAACAUGUCUUGUUUCUAUAGUUGUAUGGUGUUUUGUUUAUAAACAAAAAGCAGCUUUAGGGAGAAAAUUACAUUGCUUUGUCUGAUUAAUAUUAUAAUUAUAACUAAUUUCCUCACUUUUACUCUUCUAUUCUAUUAUGUUAAGGAACCCCCUAUGCCCCCAGGAUUUAACCCUACCAUUCAAUUAAAACACAGAGACA
Messenger RNA from Xenopus laevis (African clawed frog), 1615 nucleotides. RefSeq names its product dual specificity protein phosphatase 13 (gene dusp13b.3.S). The record is from RefSeq and is a predicted model, not a curated record. Bases 139 to 702 code for a protein of 187 amino acids. NCBI's taxonomy places the organism in Eukaryota, Metazoa, Chordata, Amphibia, Anura, Pipidae. The transcript is spliced from 4 exons.